AUGUCCGUUCAUAUGGCCGGCAAUCUGGCGGAAGAUAUGGCUGGACAGAACGAGGCUAUGUGCGAAGACAGCGAGAACCAUGGUGCCGAGCCUCAAAGUACAACUGGACAUGGUAAUCUCGAGAAGACCACACCUCAAACCCUACCACAUCCUAUCAUACUGGAUGGCGGUAUGUCGCGAGAGUUGAUGCGGCUACAGGCACCCUUCCGCCAGCCCGAAUGGUCUGCACUUGCGCUGAUUGAAACCCCGCAUCUUGUAGAGCAGGUUCACAGUGAUUUUGCUGCCGCUGGCGCCGAUGUCCUGACCACGAAUUCUUAUGCGUUGGUUCCGUUCCAUAUUGGCGUCGAGCGGUUCCAAAGGGAUGGCGAAGAGCUGGCGGGGCUUGCCGGGCGCCUGGCCAAGAGUGCUGCAAAUCAGGAACAGACCAGAAGUGAUAGAAAAGUGUCGGUUGCGGGCUCUCUCCCGCCUGUGUUUGGAAGUUACAGACCGGAUCUAUUUGAUGCGGAAACAGUGGACAAAUAUCUCGAGAUCCUGGUGCGAGGUCUUUUGCCGCACGUUGACAUCUGGUUGGGCGAAACAUUAAGUUCCAUUGCAGAGGCUAAGGCUGUGGAGAAAGCGGUUAUGGGAACGGGCAAACCGCUCUGGAUUGCUUUCACGAUCAAGGACGAGGAAGUGUCGACAAAUUCAAAGGGAACGACGCCUACAGCCCUUCUCCGUUCGGGUGAAACUGUGGAAGAAGCAGCUCGUUGGGUGUGCAGCUCCUCAGCAGAGAGUCUGUUAUUCAAUUGUAGCCGGCCUGAGUUCAUGGAUUUAGCUAUUCGUGGUGCGAAAAGCGUCAUCUCGCAGCAAGACCGCAGCAUUUCACUCGGUGUCUAUGCAAAUACGUUCGAACCAAGCUCAAACGCCCCGGCUGCGAAUGAAAAAAUAUCGGUGACACGGAAUGACUUGGAUGUCAAGUCAUACUCGGUGUUGGCUCAGAAAUGGGUCGCAAGUGGAGCUACUAUUGUUGGUGGAUGUUGCGGAAUUGGCUACGAGCAUAUAGCGCAAUUGUCGCAAGACCUUCAGGGGUAG
This is a messenger RNA of Penicillium nucicola, 1071 nucleotides long. RefSeq names its product homocysteine S-methyltransferase family protein. Lineage: Eukaryota; Fungi; Ascomycota; Eurotiomycetes; Eurotiales; Aspergillaceae. The coding region runs from base 1 to 1071 and encodes 356 amino acids. The transcript has 2 exons. The record is from RefSeq and is a predicted model, not a curated record.